Molecule: messenger RNA, 1641 nt
Organism: Vitis vinifera (wine grape)
Lineage: Eukaryota; Viridiplantae; Streptophyta; Magnoliopsida; Vitales; Vitaceae
Exons: 15
Coding region: 157-1404 (415 amino acids)
Biological process (GO): biosynthetic process
Cellular component (GO): cytoplasm
Source: RefSeq, a predicted model, not a curated record
GAGGCCUGACUCAGUUCCACUCCAGAGUUUCGACUUUCCCACUCAAACAAAACACGAACUCGCUUCGCUGGCCAAUCAGAUCGCAAACACAGAGAGUCUGAGUCGAAGACCACGAGAAACUGGGUGUGAGUUGGAAGACCUAGCUUUCGAUUGAAGAUGCAGAGUUCGGAGGAGAAGGUGGUCGCUGUGAUCAUGGUGGGUGGCCCCACCAAAGGGACUCGAUUUAGGCCUCUUUCCUUCAAUACGCUGAAGCCUCUGUUUCCGCUGGCUGGGCAGCCAAUGGUUCACCAUCCAAUUUCCGCUUGUAAAAGGAUACCCAAUUUGGCACAAAUAUUUCUAGUUGGGUUCUAUGAGGAACGGGAAUUGGCAUUAUAUGUUUCUUCAGUCUCUAAUGAGCUCAAAGUGCCAAUCAGAUACUUGAAAGAGGACAAGCCCCAUGGUUCGGCUGGUGGACUUUAUUACUUCAGAGAUGUAAUCAUGGAAGAUGCCCCGUCACAUAUCUUUCUGCUGAACUGUGAUGUUUGCUGCACUUUUCCACUUCCGGAUAUGCUAGUGGAACAUAGAAGGAAUGGUGGGAUGGGAACAGUGUUAGUAAUCAAGGUUUCUGCUGAAUCAGCCAACCAGUUUGGCGAGUUGGUUGCUGAUCCAACCACAAAUGAAUUGUUGCAUUACAUAGAGAAACCUGAAACUUUUGUAAGUGAUUUAAUAAACUGUGGUGUCUAUGUCUUUACCCCAGAUAUUUUUACUGCCAUCCAGGGUGUCUCCACUCACCGGGAAGACAGAGCUAGUCUACGCCGUGUGUCUAGCUUUGAAGCUCUCCAAUCAGCAACAAGGACCCAUCCUACAGAUUUUGUUAGAUUAGAUCAAGAUAUCUUGUCACCUCUUGCUGGAAAGAAGCAAUUGUAUACAUAUGAGACCACGGACUUCUGGGAACAGAUUAAGACUCCAGGGAUGUCUUUGAAAUGUUCUUCUUUAUAUCUUGCCCAAUUUCGAUACACCAGUCCCCAUCUUCUGGCCAGCGGAGAUGGUACUAAGAGUGCUACAAUUGUUGGUGAUGUUUAUAUUCAUCCAUCAGCAAAAGUGCACCCAACUGCAAAGAUUGGUCCCAAUGUCUCUAUUUCAGCAAACGUUCGUAUAGGAGCAGGUGUAAGACUUUCAGAUUGCAUCAUUUUAGAUGAUGUUGAAAUCAAGGAAAAUGCUGUCGUUAUGCAUGCUAUUGUUGGAUGGAAGUCAUUUAUUGGGAAAUGGUCACGUGUCCAGGCUGAAGGCGACUACAAUGCAAAGCUUGGAAUUGCCAUAAUUGGAGAGUCUGUAACUGUCGAAGAUGAAGUGGUUGUGAUCAACAGCAUUGUUCUCCCAAACAAAACCCUAAAUGACAGCGUCCAAGAGGAGAUCAUUCUGUAGUGACACGGAUACUGAAAUCCAUGAGGCAGCCCAGCGGCAAUUUUAGUUUAUUGGUUCUUUUGUUUCUUUCCCUUUCCCGGUUUUGUGACAUUAUAUAUCAUGUAUUGUAGGAGAGCAGAAAACAACUUUGCUGCCAGAUGCACCUAAUGCCAGCCGAUUAAUUGCUGGUAUAUCAAUUAAAUUUCUGAAUAAGAAAAAAAGGAAAAUAUAUAUACAUAUAUUUUCUUCUUCGAUCCA